GUUCGCGGUCUGUCCCUGGCUCGCUUACCGUACGAUCUUGCGCGAAUUGGCGGUGCCGAACCAUAUCUCGCCCACGUCGCCGUGAUCGCGGAAGUUGUCGAGCUCCUGGGCGUACGCGUUCUCCCAGCUGCAAGAGAUACGUCAAGCAAAAGCUACGAGUGAUGCACAAUGAACAUUGUACGACCACGGCUUAAAUUGUCAAGUGCUAUUCGUUUAAACAUGAGUGUCAACAAGCUGUUAAUGAAUUUGUGUUUUGGACAAUAUACAAAACUUUCCGCACGAUGCUAUGCUUCCGUUGCUGCAAAUCUAGUAAAUAAUGACAGUAUAAGACCAAAAACUGGCAUAUUAAUGUUAAACAUGGGUGGCCCUGCCAACAUUGAUCAGGUCCACGAAUAUUUAUUAAGAAUAAUGACUGAUCGUGAUAUGAUUCAAUUACCAGUACAAAGUAAAUUAGGUCCUUGGAUAGCCAAACGUCGUACUCCAGAAGUACAAAAAAAAUAUUCUGAGAUAGGUGGUGGAUCACCAAUUCUGCAAUGGACAAAUAAACAGGGCGAACUUUUAUGCAAAAAAUUAAAUAAAAUUUCGCCUGAAACUGCACCUCACAAAUAUUAUGUUGCCUUUCGAUACGCAGAUCCUCUCACAGAAGAUACUCUUGAGAGGAUACGCAAUGAUGGAGUGCAGCAUACUGUUCUUUUCUCUCAAUAUCCUCAAUAUAGUUGUUCAACAUCAGGUUCCAGUUUUAAUGCUAUAUAUAAUUAUUAUAAAACUAGAGAGUUGCCAAGUGAAAUGAAAUGGAGUAUAAUAGAUAGAUGGGCCACGCAUCCGCUCCUUGUAAAAACCUUUGCUGAAAGGAUUAAACAAGAACUUGCACAAUUUCCUAGCGAAAAAAGGGACGACGUUAUAAUUUUAUUUUCAGCUCAUUCAUUGCCGUUGCAGGUUGUAAGUAGAGGAGAUUCUUAUCCCGCGGAAGUUGGAGCUACAGUAGCAUUAGUCAUGCAGGAAUUAAAUUACUGCAAUCCAUAUAGUUUGGUGUGGCAAUCGAAGGUUGGACCUACGGCGUGGUUAGGGCCUUUUACCGAUGAAGCGUUAAAAGGCUAUGUUAAGCAAGGCAAGAAAAAUUUUAUCUUGGUACCUAUUGCAUUUGUAAACGAACAUAUUGAAACUCUCCAUGAAUUGGACAUAGAAUACUGUCAAGAACUUGCCCAUGAACUCGGUAUCGAAAGGAUACGAAGGGCUGCGGCUCCUAACGAUCACCCCAUUUUCAUCGACGCUUUGGCUGAUAUUGUUGCGUCUCAUCUUAGAUCGCAACAACCUAUAAAUCCUAAAUUUUUAACGCGAUGUCCGCACUGUGUAAAUUUAAAUUGUGAAGCUAGCAAAAGUUGGUAUGCUAAAAUAUGUAAAAUUUAA
Camponotus floridanus (Florida carpenter ant) is the source of this 1407-nucleotide messenger RNA. RefSeq names its product ferrochelatase, mitochondrial (gene FeCH). Gene Ontology annotation, biological process: heme biosynthetic process. The transcript has 9 exons. The record is from RefSeq and is a predicted model, not a curated record. Gene Ontology annotation, molecular function: protoporphyrin ferrochelatase activity. The coding region runs from base 169 to 1407 and encodes 412 amino acids. NCBI's taxonomy places the organism in Eukaryota, Metazoa, Arthropoda, Insecta, Hymenoptera, Formicidae.